UCUUCACUAACUCGCAGCAGGUGCUGUGCUUUCUGCGCUAGCUCGUCCAGUUUCCAUCAGUUCCAGACCCGACCAGUACCCAGCUGGUUCGUGGAGAGGGGCGGAGAGGACUAUGAUGAACCCAGAGAACCCUCCACCAUAUCCAGGCCCAGGCCCAACAGCCCCAUACCUACCUUAUCCACAACCAGAAACUGGGCCUAUGGGGGGGCCCUACCCACCUCCUCAGGGGUACCCCUACCAAGGAGACCCACAGUACGGCUGGCAAGGCGGACCUGGAGAGCCUCCUGAGACCACCGUGUAUGUGGGAGAAGACCAGAGAAGAGAUGACCUGGGCCCAUCUACCUGCCUCACGGCCUGCUGGACUGCUCUCUAUUGCUGCUGCCGUUGUGCCAUGCUCACCUGAUCAGCCCAGUCCUCC
This is a messenger RNA of Fukomys damarensis (Damara mole-rat), 418 nucleotides long. RefSeq names its product cysteine-rich and transmembrane domain-containing protein 1-like. Lineage: Eukaryota; Metazoa; Chordata; Mammalia; Rodentia; Bathyergidae. Gene Ontology annotation, cellular component: extracellular exosome. The record is from RefSeq and is a predicted model, not a curated record. The transcript has a single exon. Bases 113 to 403 code for a protein of 96 amino acids.